Messenger RNA from Pleurotus ostreatus (oyster mushroom), 534 nucleotides. RefSeq lists its product as uncharacterized. Bases 1 to 534 code for a protein of 177 amino acids. NCBI's taxonomy places the organism in Eukaryota, Fungi, Basidiomycota, Agaricomycetes, Agaricales, Pleurotaceae. The record is from RefSeq and is a predicted model, not a curated record. The transcript has 2 exons.
AUGAGAUCCUACCUCCGGUUUCUAGGCGUCGGUGUUGGAAUCGUGACGCUGGGCACUCUCUAUAUGAAAUAUCUGAGCAUCCUACAGAUAGUCGAGAACUUCAAAGCCUCAGUGUCCACCGGACUCGCCACAGUAAAAGCGAAAACCGAGGCACUCUUGGGGAGAGUAAGGGACGUUAAAGUCCCAGACGAAGUGAAAAACUCGAUUUCAGCCGUAUCAGAGGUGGUCAGGACGAAGUCCGGAGAACUUGGCAAUACGAUUAGGGAGGCCAAAGCUUCCGACGUGGCGGAGGUGGUCGAGUCAGUCAAGGGUACCGCGUCUACUAUGGCAGAGGUGGUCAGAGUGAAAUCCGAGGAACUGGGUGCUACACUCAGGGAUCCCAAAACGGCGGAGUCUGUCAGAAGCUCAGUGUCGGUUGCGUCUGAGGCCGUCAAGGCCAAAUCUCAGGAGGUCGGUGCUAGACUAUGGGAGUCUGGAGAAGUAAAAGGGAUGGAGUCUGUAAAAGCACUGUUUAAGAGAGACAAAGACAAAUGA